Messenger RNA from Strongylocentrotus purpuratus (purple sea urchin), 1603 nucleotides. RefSeq names its product plexin-B2-like. Lineage: Eukaryota; Metazoa; Echinodermata; Echinoidea; Camarodonta; Strongylocentrotidae. Gene Ontology annotation, biological process: negative regulation of cell adhesion; regulation of cell migration; regulation of GTPase activity. The transcript has 4 exons. Gene Ontology annotation, molecular function: semaphorin receptor activity; protein binding. The record is from RefSeq and is a predicted model, not a curated record. Bases 128 to 1603 code for a protein of 491 amino acids. Gene Ontology annotation, cellular component: semaphorin receptor complex.
AUCAGUUUCUAUUUGUAUCUUUAAAAAACGUUUGUGUUUCUGUUACAGGUCUGUUCCGUCAUAGAGGAGAGGUGUGGUCUUUAAUUCUUUCAGCCUGGACCUGGUUUCUAGACAGCGCACCGUCAACAUGGCUGGAGAGCUGAAAUGGAGAUACUGCUCUAGCGUCUUGGUGAUCGUCAUGGUGUUGUUGGUGAAAUGCAUCUAUGGAAGCAGGGAUGGGCAGCUCUCAGCAUACCUCAGAGAAGUUUUCCUAGAUGAAUCAGGCAUUGCGCUCAACCAGAUGGUGGUCAGCAAUGAAAGUGGAACAGACUAUGUCUACAUUGGAGGAGUCUCAACACUUUAUCAGCUUGACUUGAAUUUGGCCCUACUGCAGCAGGAGAGCACAGUUCCAAGUGAUCAAACAUCAUGUGAGAACACAGAAUGCUUGUAUGAAACCAAAAUCUUGGAGGUAGCGCCGGCGCCCAUCGGUAAACUCGUUCAAUGCGGUGGACCAGAAGGCAAAUGCGAAAUUAGGAAUUUGAUGACGAUUGCAAGAGAAUUUGGAUAUGUCAAUAUUUCGUUAGUAAAUGAGGGUAUGUCUGUAGCAGUUCUUGAAAUCACAGAGUCCCAGCCCCUAGAGAUAUUCAUAUAUGUUGCCACAUCAAUUGAUUCUAACAAUCCUGGACGUGUUCAUUCACCAAUCACACAAUUUGAAGUAAUACAGCAACUAAAUAUUUUGGUUCCAAUCAGAAUCGAAAACAUUAGAGAAAUAGCAGCAAUCGAUUCUACAGUGGAAUAUAUUCAAGCAAUUCCGUGGACGAUUUACAACUUCUUCAUUGUACACAGUGGAUCAGAGCAUAGACGGCUGGGUAGACUCUGUUCUGAAAAUCUUCAAGAUGGUCUUAACGCUUACUCCGAAAUCAUUUUAUCUUGUCAGUCGUACAGUAUCCUACAAUCAGCAUACAUCGAUUCCAAUGAUGUGCUGUAUGGGGUUUUCACAGAUGGAACUCAUUCGGCGCUGUGUUCCUACGCCAUGACUGACAUACAGGAGAGGUUCGUUGAUACUACAUGUGGCUGUGUGAUAAGCGAUGAUCCAAGCUGUAGUGGAACAGCAAUAUCCUACCUGACGACGGAUGCAAUCUGUUCCCCAAGUCCCAACACUAACCAAUCGAGGGAAUCUAUUGAGGCAAACUAUCAGUGCGGGGAUGACGAGCAAAUGCUGCUAUUCAGUUAUGCACAGGCUACUAGCUCCUUGGAGGGAAACCUACUUGGAGAAGCUCUACCGGGGGAAGAUUCAUCCAUCAUCACCUUACAGAAAGAAAAUACAACUGUUGCCUUGGUUACCACUUCAUCAACUUCGAAUACUACUCUCAGCAAGAUCCAUGUAUUUCCUGAUCAUACUGGAAGAUUAUACGAAACCGUGAACUUGGAAGUGAUAGGGAGUGUGCUGACUGACGUAUACAUCAACCAAGAAACAGAAGAACUCUUCACUCUUACCACUAAGGAGGUACUGAAACUGGCUGUCGUCAAUUGUAGCCAAUACAAGACAUUUGCUGGUUGCAUUGGUCUAAACCACGAUGGCGGGGAUCCCUUCUGUGGCUGGUGUACAUUAGAGCAAAGGUAG